Aedes albopictus (Asian tiger mosquito) is the source of this 2623-nucleotide messenger RNA. RefSeq names its product dual specificity protein kinase Ttk (gene Mps1). The record is from RefSeq and is a predicted model, not a curated record. Gene Ontology annotation, cellular component: nucleus; kinetochore. The coding region runs from base 332 to 2389 and encodes 685 amino acids. Gene Ontology annotation, biological process: chromosome segregation; mitotic spindle assembly checkpoint signaling; protein localization to kinetochore. Gene Ontology annotation, molecular function: protein serine/threonine kinase activity; protein serine/threonine/tyrosine kinase activity; ATP binding. Lineage: Eukaryota; Metazoa; Arthropoda; Insecta; Diptera; Culicidae. The transcript has 5 exons.
AAGUCACGCGACAUUUUCAUUCCGUCAUGUUGGCAGCGCUGAAAAAUUCAAAAAGAAGAGAGUGGAUCACUGUCAAAACAAAAACUCGUUCGUUUCGUUCGCGGUCGCCGUCGCGCAUACAAAAAUAAUUCAACAACCGUUUUAAUUUUGUGCGAGUGUUUUCCCUUGUUUUCCACGCGUAUUAUUUCCGCCGCAGUUUCGGGCAUCCGACCGGGAACGGGGAUCGUGCAGUGAUUGUGGUGCCGGAAAGUGUUUCGAUAUAGGUGUGACCAUUGCGAAGCGGAGGGCCCCGAGCAGUGGGUUGCCGUUGGUCCGAGCGAGCAGCGACACCAUGUCAUUGUUUCAUCCGACGGCGAAGCGGAUGACGACGACCGGCGGUGGUGGCGGAGGAGGUGACAUCGAGCCACAUCAUUCGGAUCCGGAUGGUCAGGACAGUGGAGAGGUGUUGCAUACGUCCGGCGGCAGUGGGUCGCUGAGUAACAGCAUAUCUAACAACAGGGAUAAGGAAUUCUCGGAUGAGAUUUCACGGAGAGCGACUAGGAGUUUCCAGCCCAAGCGGGUUUCUGAGCUUCCACCGUUGGAAUCGGAAUCGGACUCGGACGAUGACAACAAUCUAAACUGCGCUAUUUUAAACGAUUCGUUCCUUUUGACUCCGUCGAAAUGUGCCGACGAUAUGGACAGUGCCCGGAAGGCCCCGAAACCAUUACCCAGUCCCACCAACCAGAAAGAGAAUGUACACGCGCGGCAAAAGUUGGAAGAUAAGAUGUUCAACGCCACUAAGGAAGUUGAACCCUUGGAAGUGAAGGUUUUGAAAAGGGUUCCUCUGUUGGACAGGAGGCAGCUUGAGAAGCAGUUUUCGCUCCUAUCACAGAGCGAUUCGAGGUUGUCCAGGGCGAGGGAUUCGGGUAUUAGCAGUACUAGUUCUUCGGUUCUGUCCGCUGCGGAGCAGGUGACAGAGAUCGAGGUUAAACCCGUCAUCCGGGAGGAAGUGGACGAGGUCGAGUUGGGCAAAAGUCUCCGUGAGCAGAAAAUCCAGUCCCCACCCAAGGAUCACCUGUUCGUAACUCCACGGGAAAAGUUCCCUCACGCAAACCACCGGGGAACGUCUUCCCGGGCGAUCAUCUCGACGACAAAUCGUAAAUCUCGGAACACGCUAGAAAACGAAUUCAAAUCUCAGAAGAUUCUCUUUGCCACCCCCUUGGCCACAGGCUUGUCCAGGCCCCAGGUCAGUGCCAACGAUAGUUUAUCCCUGUCUCUGGUAGAUACUCCGAUCAAGUCGAAAGAUCGGCCACUGUCGCCGAUCGUGGAACAACAGCGACCCGCAAAACGAUCGACGGACGAGCUGUUUCCGGCUACUCCGGGACCGGAGAAGCGUCUCUCACCGGCACCGGUAUCGAAGGAUGUUCCGGCUCCAAGCGCCGCAACCGCAGUAGCGAUGGAACAGGACAGCCAAACAGUAGUGGAACAACAACCUCAACAAGCGAAAGCACUUCCGACGAUCACCAUCAACGGGAAGGAGUACCAGGUGCUAAAGAAGCUGGGUUCCGGCGGAUCCAGUUCGGUGUUUCUGGCCAAGCAGGUUGAAACCGGCGUUGAGUGUGCACUGAAGUUGGUCAAUCUAGAGGGUGAUUCCAGUCUCGUGGAGGGUUACCUAAACGAGACAAAGCUGUUAGCCAAACUACAAGGAAACGAGAAUGUUGUAGCCCUUCAUGAUUAUUGCCACCUUCCGGAAGCAAAUCAGCUCUUCCUCGUCAUGGAGAAAGGAGAUUGCGAUCUGCACAAAAUUCUCCAAAACUACCGCAAGGACAUCCCACUGUACACGCUGAUGCAGGUUUGGUACCAAAUGGUGCAGUGUGUGCACUACAUACACGAGCAUGGAGUCAUCCACCUGGACCUGAAACCGGCCAACUUCCUCAUGGUCAAGGGACGCUUGAAGCUCAUCGAUUUCGGCAUCGCCAGCAACAUUGCGUUCGACUCCACCAGUAUUAUGAAGUUCUCCCAGGCCGGCACCUUCAACUACAUCAGCCCGGAAGCGCUGAUCGAUACCUCGACGGAAUGCAGUCCGGCCGGCACACAGCCCAAGAUCAAAAUGUCGAAAAAGUCCGACAUCUGGUCGCUGGGUUGCAUACUGUACCUACUCCUGUACAAAAAGACCCCCUUUGCCCACAUUAAGAACAUCCAUACCAAGGUAAGCACCAUCACGAAUCCUAAUACGGUCAUUGAGUACCCUCCGCUGCCCAGUUACUAUCCGGCGAUGUUGCUGGACAUGCUGCAGAGGUGCCUCAGAUACGACGCCAAAUCGAGGGCGUCCACGGCGGAACUUUUACAGUAUCCGUUCGAUAUGGUGAUACCGCUGCCAGCAACAAGCGGCGGAACCGCGGCCAAGUGAUGUGAGUAAUUUUUUUACUAGACAUUUAGACUUCGUGCUUUGGACAUAUUUAUUACGUAUAGAAAUAUUGAUUUAUUAUAUUACGAUACACUAACGCGCUUUCGAUCUUAAAGCACUAACAGAUUCUAUUUCUAUUUGAUGUGCGGUUUUAAGAGACGUCUUAUGUAUACAGGCUGGUUUAUCACAAACGGAUUUGUGGUUGAUCUGUUGGAUAAAAAACAAUAUCGGAAAUUA